AUGGGGCGGGGCCAACAUGUUUUCAGGCGUGAUAGGGGCGGGGCUGGGGCGCUAACCGAAAGCUCCGGGCACGGGGCCUUAAAGUUUGCCAGAGUUGGAAGAACCCCCCAGUGCUGCGUCCAGAUUCCGCAGGGAGCUUUUCCGGGUCUGUGGCCCCAGCUGGCCAGGAAAAUGGCGGCCACCCUGGAUCUGAAAUCAAAGGAGGAGAAGGAUGCUGAAUUGGACAAGAGGAUCGAAGCCCUUAGGCUGAAGAAUGAGGCCCUUAUGCGGCGCUACCAGGAGAUCGAGGAGGACCGUAAGAAAGCGGAACUUGAGGGUGUGGCUGUGACAGCGCCCCGGAAGGGCCGCUUGGUGGAGAAGGAGAAUGUGGCGGUGGAGGAGAAGACCCUGGGUCCCUUCAGGAGGUCUCAUGGGACUCCUCGGCCUCAAGGGCCCAGCAAAGGGAGCCGGACACCCCCACACAGAGGAGGCCGGGCUGGCGCCGGCCGGGCAACCCACAGCUGGGAGGAGAGUCCUGGGGAGCAGUCUCGUGGAGGAGCUGGGAGCCACAGCCGUAGGGGCCGGGGCAAGGGGGCCCCUCAUCUUUCUCGGGCUGGAGAUACCCCCACUGCCACUGCUGACCGCAAAUCCAAGGAAUGGGAGGAGCGGCGCCGGCAGAAUAUCGAGAAGAUGAACGAGGAGAUGGAGAAGAUAGCAGAAUACGAGCGCAACCAGAGGGAGGGGGUGCUGGAGCCCAAUCCUGUGCGGAACUUUCUGGAUGACCCCAGGCGCCGUGGUGGACCCCUAGAGGAGCCUGAGCGGGACCGCCGGGAGGGCAGCCGCCGGCACGGGCGCAACUGGGGGGGCCCUGACUUUGAGCGGGUGCGACUGGAGCCUGAGCGGCAGGGCCGCCGGGCUGGCCUGGGAGGUGCCGGUGAUAUGACGCUGUCCAUGACUGGCCGGGAACGCCUGGAGUACCUGCGCUGGAAGCAGGAGCGGGAGAAGAUCGAUCAGGAGCGGUUGCAGAGGCACCGGAAGCCCACCGGCCAGUGGCGGCGGGAGUGGGAUGCUGAGAAGACCGAGGGGAUGUUCAAGGAUGGUCCAGCUCCUGCCCUGGAAUCAUCCUCCCGAUCUGAUGACCAACCCUGGGCCCGGCCUCCCAAACCCCCUACUUUUGGGGAGUUCCUGAGUCAGCACAAAGCUGAAGUCAACAGCCGCAGAAGAAGGAAAAGCAGCCGGCCUCAGGCCAAGGCGGUCCCCCGUGCCUACAGUGACCACGAUGACCGAUGGGAGACAAAGGAGGUAGCAUCCCCAGCCCCUGAGCUCCCCCAGCCCACUCCCCCUGAGGAACCACAAACACAGCCACCCAAGGCCCUGGCCCCUGCCCACCAGCCUCCUGAGGACGAGGGGGAGGAGGACGAAGGGGAGGAGGACGAGGGGGAGGAGGACGAAGAGGAGUGGGAGGACAUCAGUGGGGAGAGUGAGGAGGAGGAGGAAGAAGAGGAUGCUGAGGAGGAAGAAGAACCUUCCCUAGAACAUCCCCAAGAGCCUGAACCUGCUGGGCACGCUGCCAGUGAACCAGCCGACCCAGCCCCUCCCAGGCCCCAGGAGCCCCCAGCACUUAGUCAGGCCCCCACCUCGCCGAGCAGCCCUUUCUUGCCACCUGGGGGCCACCAAGCUGUGUCUGACUGGGGAGGUGACCAGCCAGCCCCUGCCUCCCCGGAGAGUGGGCCCAGCCUACCCGGAAACCAGAAAGCUGAAGAGGAAGAGGGGUCUGAGGCACCUUCAGGUGGGGAACGCGAGGCAUGCCCUGAGCCCCAAGAGAUGGCGGAAAUCACCGACUUCCAGAGGGUGCGUUUCUGCAAGGUGGUGGCGGCAGCCUCACCCCCGGGGGCUGCCCGCUGA
Chrysochloris asiatica (Cape golden mole) is the source of this 1884-nucleotide messenger RNA. It is a transcript of the gene CCDC9, whose product is annotated as coiled-coil domain containing 9. The coding region runs from base 1 to 1884 and encodes 627 amino acids. The record is from RefSeq and is a predicted model, not a curated record. The transcript is spliced from 14 exons. Lineage: Eukaryota; Metazoa; Chordata; Mammalia; Afrosoricida; Chrysochloridae.